GUGCAAAAUAUUUUCUGUUGCCUGUUUUGCCUACUUUUCCUUCUCUUUUUGUUUCUGUUUUUAUUGAAACAUUAGUUUAAUACAGUGUUUAUCUUAGUUACAUUGCUUAUGUGCGACCUUUUUAAUUCAUUGUUUCCUCUCCAUCCCUGAGCAAAUCCAAGGCCGAGAUAACGCCAUCCCUCGUAAUAAUUUUCACAGCUUGUGAAAUUAGAAACAAGACAAGAGUCAAUUGUCUGAGCCAAACUAGGAGGAGGAAGUGAUUAAGUGGAAUGUCUGGUGGUCCUUCUGUAACGCUAAAAAGUCAACCAAUCGAUGGGAGCAACAGCGGAAAUGCUGCAGCGCAACAGCAGCAGCAGCAGUCCGCGAAUGGCGCAGCGUCUUCGGCGAACCAGGGCCAAGGCAGCAACAACAAUGGUAGCGCUGGUGUAAGCGGCGGUGCGAGUGCCCCUGCUCAAGAAGGCACCCGCCAGAACAGCUUGCAGCGCAUCCAGCAGCGCAAGCAAAAGGUAUUCAACCUGCCCGUGCCCCAGAAGCUUGCCAAGCUCUCGAUGUACUCUGCGUGCCAGGCUGAAGGCUGCCAUUGCACUGGAUGGAAAACUCCUCAGGAGAACAGGCAUCGUGAUGUGGAGUCUUCUUACUGUCCCGAGUUCAACGAGGAAUGCCGCAACUCCAGCUGCCGUCAUUCCCUGCGAACGCACAUCGCCCACUUGGAUAAUAUAUCCAGUUCCAGCAUGGACGAGCUCCUGGGUGCCAUUAUCGAUAUGGAAAACCUGUUCAUGUCCAUGCAGAGGGUAGAGGAUGAGGAUACCAAAAAGGUAUACUUGUACCUGUUCCGCCUGUUGCGUCAGUGCGUCCUGACGCGUCAGCAAGCUGUCAUUCGUGGCCCUUUGGGUGAUCCCCCAUUCGAAUCGCCCUGCAUUACAAAGGCAGUUUUAUCCCUGGUCUUCUACAAGUACCAGCACCUUAACCCGACUGAGCUUCAAACUAUGACUGAGGUGGCGAAAACGUUUCUAAACUUUCUCAACCACUACAAUUUCGAGUCGCCCUCAACGAGGCGCGGCGACCUAACCCAUGAGGAUGCGUCCAACUAUAAGAUUAACUACACCCGCUGGCUUGUCUUCUGCCAUGUUCCUGCCUUUUGCAAUUCUUUGCGCCAGUUUGAGACCUCGCUGGUCUUUGGACGCACCCUUCUGCGCACCGUGUUCCAGUACAUGUCGCAGCAGCUGAAAAAGAAGUGCAUUUCGGAGCGUGAUCGCUUUCCCGAAGACAAGAGAUCCAUUAUAACGCAAAUGCCAAAGUUUCUUGAGGCGCUGCGCGCAGAGCUUUUGAAGGAUGACUCCCCCAUAUGGGAUCCCAAUUACCGUCCACCCAAUUCAUUUGUCAUCCAACAACGCAAGCGCAAUCAGGAAGCGGCAGCACCUCCAGCUCCUGGUGGCGGUGCAGCUGCCAUUGGCAGUAAUAAACGCUCAAGCGUGGGGGAACCGCUGCACAAGAGACCCAAAAAGGAAACGCUCGAGCGUCCCAUCAGUGAGAACUUGGAUGAUCUUCCCACAGAUGUGGUAGUGCGUGCCAUGAAAUCGGUGUCCGAGUCGAAAACAACAAACAAGGCGGAAAUUCUCUUCCCGGUCAAUGUGUCACGGGAUGAGAACGUCAAGGCCGAGGAGCAGAAGCGUGCCAUUGAGUUUCAUGUGGUAGGCAACUCCCUAACGAAGCCAGUGGAUAAGCAGACUGUCCUGUGGCUCCUUGGCCUGCAGCUUGUCUUUGCUUACCAACUGCCCGAAAUGCCGCGCGAGUAUAUCAGCCAGCUCGUGUUCGACACAAAGCACAAAACCCUUGCCCUGAUCAAGGAAAGUCAGCCAAUCGGCGGCAUAUGCUUCCGACCAUUUCCAUCGCAGGGAUUCACAGAGAUCGUGUUCUGCGCCGUCACAAUGGCUGAGCAGGUUAAGGGCUAUGGCACCCAUUUGAUGAACCAUUUGAAGGAUUACAGCAUUCAGCGCGGCAUUAAGCACCUGCUCACAUUUGCCGAUUGCGAUGCCAUCGGAUAUUUUAAGAAGCAAGGCUUCUCCAAGGACAUUAAGCUGGCGCGUCCCGUUUAUGCGGGAUAUAUAAAAGAAUACGAUAGCGCCACAUUGAUGCACUGCGAGCUGCAUCCAACAAUUGUAAAUACGCAAUUUAUUGCCGUGAUAAGAAAUCAAAGCGAAAUUCUUAAAGAGCUCAUUGCUCAACGACACAACGAGGUGCAGAAAGUUAGAACUGGUUUAACUUGCUUCAAGGAAGGUGUACGGUCUAUACCGGUCGAGUCCAUUCCUGGCCUCAUGGAAAUCGGUUGGAAACCACAAAUGCGCCCAGCCCGAUCGGCCCGACCCUUGGAGGAAUCGUCGGAUCCAGAGAAACUGGCCACAUCAUUCGCGUCGGUCCUUCAAUCCGUGCGUCAGCAUACCACGGCAUGGCCCUUUUUGCGUCCAGUGACUGCUGCAGAAGUGCCCGACUAUUACGACCACAUCAAGUAUCCCAUGGACCUUAAGACAAUGGGCGAACGUCUAAAGAAGGGAUACUAUCAAACACGUCGCCUAUUCAUGGCAGAUAUGGCACGAAUUUUCUCAAACUGUCGUUUCUAUAACUCCCCCGACACCGAGUACUAUCGCUGUGCCAACUCUUUAGAGCGUUAUUUUCAAACGAAAAUGCGCGAACUGGGACUGUGGGACAAAUGAUAUAUGAGUGAUUGAGAUCUGAUGAUAUAUAAAACUACAUAAACAGUAUAAUUCAUUAUUUCAUCUAUUUAUUCUAGGUUUACCCGCAGAAAAUCAUGUGAAUUUGUAUUUUGAGCAAAUUAUAAUCUGAGAAAUGAUAUUACGGUAAAUGUUUUAAGACAAGUCCUAGGUUCUUGUCUCAUUAAUUUAGAUAUUCCAAAUAAAAACAAACAUUUAAAAAAAAAAACCAAGUGUGUCUGGAGUUAUGCCAGGGAUCCACGCGUAACAAUCUUCGACUUGGCUUCGCUUGGGUCACUAAUUGAGAUAUCAGGAAUUAUAUAUUGGGGUAUAAAGUGUUAUUUUCUAUUAUUUCUUUUCUAAAAAUAAUUUUGACUUGUUCGAGUGCUUUUUUGUCUUUUCAUUUUUAUUAAUUCUCAUUUAAUUUCCUACAUUCAUUGUUUGCAUGCUUUUAUAUUUAGGAUUUAUUUGUUUUCGUUUGGUUUAAUAAACAUUUGAUCAAUAA
This is a messenger RNA of Drosophila obscura, 3213 nucleotides long. RefSeq names its product histone acetyltransferase KAT2A (gene Gcn5). Bases 270 to 2711 code for a protein of 813 amino acids. Gene Ontology annotation, cellular component: histone acetyltransferase complex; nucleus. Gene Ontology annotation, biological process: chromatin remodeling; positive regulation of transcription by RNA polymerase II. The record is from RefSeq and is a predicted model, not a curated record. The transcript is spliced from 3 exons. Lineage: Eukaryota; Metazoa; Arthropoda; Insecta; Diptera; Drosophilidae. Gene Ontology annotation, molecular function: protein binding; histone H3 acetyltransferase activity.